Molecule: messenger RNA, 1740 nt
Organism: Pyrenophora tritici-repentis Pt-1C-BFP
Lineage: Eukaryota; Fungi; Ascomycota; Dothideomycetes; Pleosporales; Pleosporaceae
Product: tyrosinase
Molecular function (GO): oxidoreductase activity
Source: RefSeq, a predicted model, not a curated record
AUGGUGAACGACACUCAAGCCUUUCAGCAAGGAGCGCUAUCUAAUGCUCUUACAGGCAACGUAUUUGUGCGCCGGGAAGUGAGAGACCUGCAGGCCAAUUUUCCGGACCAAUGGACAUUAUACAUUCUUGCGCUGAAUAAGCUUCACAAUGCCAAUCAGAGCGACGCAUACUCGUUCUAUGGAAUCGCAUCUAUACACGGUAGGCCGUUCCAGACAUGGGGAGAUGCGCCGGGUUUGCCAUACAAGCAAGGCAUGACAGGAUACUGCCCCCAUGGCAAUGAGCUCUUCAUGGGUUGGCAUCGUCCGUAUCUCGCAUUGUUUGAACAAGUCGUGUCAGAUUAUGUUCACGACAUCGCUACUCAAGCACCGACGGAUAAGGUUGAACGAUACCUUGCUGCCGCAAAUGAGUUUCGCAUACCAUACUGGGACUGGGCUCAGGGAACAAACUCAGGUCCUGUGCCGGAAUUCUUCACCAACCCUAUGCUCACGGUCACCAACACUGAUGGUGUAUCUACGCCUAUGUCAAACCCGCUAUACUCUUAUCAAUUCAACCCUAUAUCCGAUAGAUUCGAUGAAAAAUGGCGUAACAUCAACGCAACGAUACGGUGGCCCAACACUGAUGAUGCCACGGCACAUUCGCAGAACGGAAUGUUCUCCGAUGCUUUCGCCGGCCAGUCUGUCAACAUAGUAGCCCAGAUAGGGGUCGUCUUCCGAUCCAGUACCUUUUCACGAUUUUCUACUACGCUGGAGGAUCCACAUGGUUGGAUACACGGUAUUAUCGGCGGCGGCUAUACAGCUGAUGCACCAUACAAGGGUCAUAUGUGGCCGCUCGAGUACUCAGCAUUUGAGCCACUCUUUAUGCUACAUCACGCGAACGUUGACCGACUCCUCGCCCUGUACCAGGCUGCUCAUCCUGAUCGUUGGAUGGAGUCUUCUAACAUAGGUCCUCAUGGCAACGUUUACUUGGAAGACUACCAGGAAGUAAACGGAGACACGAGUCUUCUUCCAUUUCGAAAGACGCCUGGUGAAUUCUGGACGCCGAAUGCUUGUCGCAAUACCACAGUCCUAGGCUAUGCCUACCCGGAAACACAGCGCUGGCAGUAUCCAUCGGACGAUUCAUACCAGAAUGCCGUUAACUCAGUCAUCUCGACCCUUUAUGGUGGACAGACUCGUUCGCAGCUUACAAGUGCAAUUGAAACGGGUUCUGGAGAGAGGCUGUUGAAGAAUGGCAAUAGUUUCACCGACUGGACCAUCAAUACGCAGGCCAUUGCUUCCAAGCUACCCUCAACCUUUAUCGUCAAGUUCUCCUUUGUCGGUAUAUUCCAGUCGGAUCCUAGUGUGGACGCAGGAAGCUGGAUGAUGCUCAUGCCGGACAACAAGCAGAAUAUGCAUACUUUGCAAGUUCGAACCGAAUCGGAGAAAGUGCUGUACGGCACCACAAGUAUUACAGCGCACCUGAUCGACCUGGUCAAUGCUGGUAAGCUGAAUAGCAUAAGCUCUGACGACGUGGUGCCAUACCUGAGGGACACUCUUACUUGGAAUAUCUUUACGGACAAUGGCACUCGUAUAGCACAGCCCAACGGAGCACUCACAGUUCAAGUUACCAGCACAGAGGCAUACGUGCCAGAGGACCGGAGUGCACCAAUCCAGUACAGUGAAAAUAUUACUGAGCAUCCCGAGAUUACGGCGAACAAGUUUGGUGGAACGAGCUCCACGUCUCCUGCCAUGAUGUUUCUUUAG